Molecule: messenger RNA, 24172 nt
Organism: Spirodela intermedia
Lineage: Eukaryota; Viridiplantae; Streptophyta; Magnoliopsida; Alismatales; Araceae
Source: the annotation of a GenBank genome assembly
AUGUCGCACAAUUGUAUCAGAUUGGAGGAGGAGAUUGAGGGUGAUCGCGAGGGGACCUCGGAUUUUGCAUUCUUCAGGAUAGGCUCAUCCGUUCCUCUGAAGCGCGGAGAUUCAAGUUUCGAUUUGUCGAAACCCCCAGGACGUCCAUUGGCUGUCUCUGAAAAGUUUGGUGUUUUGUUUCUAGUCAGCGAUGGAGGUAAUUGUUCUUCUUGCGUUUGGUUAUAGGGUUUGCAAAGCAGGGUUGAUCGUUAGAUUUUACACUCGAGUUCGCAGGGUUUAUCGUGGUGAAGACUGUUGACGUCAUCGAAAUAGCGAAGCGCAUCAAAGAAAUCGAAGAGGAGAACAGAAACAAAGAGGACGCCGAAAAUCUGUGCGUUCAGGAAAAAAGCAUAUUGGAUGCACAGAUUGGUGCUGUUCACAUUUUGGCAGUCUCAACGGACUCGUCGAUUCUCGCCGCCACCGUUGGCCGAGUAGUUCACUUUUUCUCAGUUUCUUCACUCCUGCAAAAGGUAAGUAUCCUGCGUGCAUUGCUCAGCCCACAGAUCUUCUAGUUGCUUGUCCUUAACGAAACCCGUUAAUCGUUUCUAUUGUUUCUUGCUCUUGUUUUCGUAUUCGAAGAAGCAAGAGACUUGUUUUGUCUGUUCAGUAGGUGAAUCCAGCAAUAUAAAGGACUUCUUAUGGCGAAAAAACAGGGAAACAUCUUUUAUCAUGCUCUCAAGUUGUGGCCUUUUAUACCAUGGAAACAUGAAGGAUAAUCUGAAGAACAUUAUGGACGGUGUAGAGGCUGGUUUGUUUGAAUAUCCUUUUUUUUAGUCUUUAACUGUUAUUUGCUUGAUGCUCACAUCUACAACAUAUUAGUAUGUCACCCGUUUGUUAGAAAUUAAUUGUCCCUCUUUGUGCAUUUAUUUUCUUUUGUCAGAUUAUAUCAUUUUAUAACACGAGAGUUUUUUCCGAUUUCUGUAUAGCUGUGAAAACAGAAGAGGUAGAAAAAAAAUGUGCAUCAUUAACUCGGGAGAAUUUUAAGGCGGAAAAAAAAUAUACAUUUAACAAAACAGUUCAUGAGUAAAAAAAAGUAAUUGACAAGUAAACAUGAAAAAAAGCUUUGAAAAGCGAUCUCAAGUUUUUCUUGGUAGAAAAAGAAAUGUACGAAGAAAAUUUGUCAAAAAAGAAGCUGGUGCAGGAAGAUAGGUAAGCUUUGCCACUUUAUAGAUGACCCCUUAAUGUGGGAAGGAUAUGGGCAUAUAUUUUUUUUCAUUUCGCCCUGGGUUUGGAGUAAAUAGUUUGUGGGUCUAGAGAAACCUUGGAGCUGACAUUUUUUUUUCUUGUCACUUCUUUUCAUUUGUUACAUAAGUAGACUUGGAAUAAUUUAUAGACUAAAUCACACUACAUCUCAUUAUGUGUUAUGCAUCUCAUCUUCUCUAUAACCAAGCAGUGAAUAUUUUCGAAGUGAAGUGAGAUGGAUAUGAAAAAGUUUGUAUGCAUUCUCAGAUGAAGAAAAAAAGUUCGUUGGGUUGUGAAUAUCCCUGUAAUAUUUCAGAAUAUCAAUAGAUGGAUGGCCUUUACAUAUGUGCGAAUGCUUGGUUCUGAUGAGCGUAUGAAGUUUGCUGGUGACAGAGAGGAUAAGAGAUCAAGUUUGAUGAUGAAAAGUAAAUACGUGGUCAGAAUGGGAUAGCUCCCAGAACCAAAGUCAAAUGGUCGGGGGGUAACAAUAUAUAAAUGAGGGGACAGGUUGAGUAUAGACCGUUGUUGGAGAGUGACUGUGAAAUGGCUUACGUGAUAAAAAAAGUUAUUAUAUGCAUGCAGGGAGGCCAAGCAACUGAAUGAAUGGGCUGUGUGCUGUGCAGCCAUUUGCGGUUGCUAUGCACUUGGAGUUUAAGGACGUAGUGCAGGUGGUGUUUAUGAGUAGGGAGAUUUGAUGGUUGAGAUGUGUGGUAUAAAAAGUCAGUACGGUUCUUGUCAAAUGUAACCAACGAUGAUGGCAGGUGGAGCCAACGGUCAAUGGAAGCUGAAUAAAUUGGCAUAGGAGUGUACCCUUUUCUGGUGUAUAUUGUUAUGCAAUGGUGGUUUUCUCACAAAGUGGAGUUGAGUUAUCAUCUGAGGUUGCUUUAUGUACAGAGGAGAAGAUGAUCGUGGCUGAUGUAGAGGCUGGAGCUGGAUACCUGAGGGCCCAUUUGCAUUAUCUGAGGAAUCGGAUUCUGUUUAUUUUGUCUAUACAGUACAUACGUAGUUGUUCUUGGUUGGAUGGAUGGUAGGAUGCUGUUGGUUUUGAAGGUAGAAAGGUUAGCAUACAUGGUAUCAGGGUCUGUUUUUCCUCAUGGGAGAUUAUUAAAGAGCUUGGGUAAAUAUUUUGUUUUUUAAAGUUGCAUUUGUGGAAGGAGGUUUAUUCUUUUCUCUGCUCAGAGUCAUCAUUUUUGGGGACAUGACAUGGGAUCUGAUGUACAUAUAUCUCGCAUAAUAUUUUAUGUUUUAUUUAGCUCAUUCCAAGUCAAGUUAUAAAGUUGUUUCUCUAGGUUCAAUGGUUUCUGUAGUUAUCUCUAUUGUAUAUUUUUUCUUCUGAUAAAAGUAAUCAGUAGGCUAGGUAAAAUGAAAAUAGAAACGGUAGGUUCUAGCUCAGUCCCCAUUUAUCACCUUUCGAUGCCCUUCAAGUGUUUUGAGCAGCUGUAGUGAAACAGAAUGAAGCAGAGCCCUCUGGUAAUUGAGACACUGAGUCAAUGAUGAUUGAUUCUAAAACAUACUGGUCUAGACCUUUUGCUAACUAUACAUCAAAGGAGGGGCUACAAAGUAGUGGACACUUAGAAUUUAGGAAAUUGAAGUGUUAUUUACUUUAUACAUUUUCAAUGACCUUAUAGCAUAUGCUUGGCGAGUUUUAAUUUUUUGUUAAGAUUUUUUACCGGUUUUGCCUAAUUUUGAGGUUUAACCAGGGUUUAUCAUUGUGUGGAUAUUGGGGGAGGGGUCAGAAUAUACACCUCGUUGUUCCCUAAAUAGAAGAUGGAUGACAUCUUAGAUAUUUCACAUUAUUGCAUCAUCUCAAAUGCCUCUUUUAGGCAUCAAUACUUUUAUUUUGAAAGAGGCUUAAAGGAACUGUUUAAAUGACCUCAUGAUGUGAUCGUGAUAUGACCUCUAAAGUUUUUGGUUUUGCUGUCAAAUUUUAAUUACACCGGAAAUAUUUUCCAUGAGUGUUAAUGUGUUUAUUCUAGUUAUUUUUAUCAAUGAAAAAGGUUUAAUGACCGCACAUGUUGCAAAAGGGUGGAUUGUUUUGUGCUGUUUAAUUGAGCUUGCAAUGACCAUGAAGAGAAUGCUAGUGAGAGUUAUUAGUGAACAUCAGAAGGCCUACAUUUUUCUUGAAAAGCAUGGUACUAUCUCAUUCAUUUAUGCUCCACUCUCAUGCAGUUGAUUGGAGUGUGGAUGGCAAUCUUCUUGCUGUAGCAAGAAAAAAUGUUUUGAGCAUUUUAUCAUCCGAAUACAAGGAGAAGCUUAGCAUGUCUCUCUUGUUUCACCCUUGGACGGACAACACUGAUUUGAAGGUCACUGUAAAAGGUUUUUUAUUAUUUUAACUUGGUGUAUUUUUUAAUUUUAUAAUGCGUCAUUUCUGUGUAAUUUUGCUAUUUCUCUAAUGACUCGAUUUUUAGAUGCUUCCAAUUUACUUUCACCUAUUAGUUAGCCACUAGUUUCCCAUCUCCAAAAUAGCUAUAUCUUUAUCCUCCACGAUCUUUUCCCAGUAAAGAAAGGUCUGCAAAAGAAAUGGAACUUCCAAAUCUUCUUUGGUGAAAGUUUAGGAGACUGAAUAGUUAUUAAUCCCUUGAUUCUUAAUCUUAUACUUUCUCGUCUUUAUCCAUAGACAGAUUACAACUCUUUAUACAAUUUCUUAGAGCAGUAAAAAAUGCUAGUGAUUGACCACAACAUGAUAGAUUCCCUGUUUCCUAGUUCGGCAAUAGACACACUAAUGCCUGCGAACUAGAAAAGACAUACUUCUGGAAAGGUUGUGAAGAGGUCUGCUGAUACGAACCCCAUACUUCCACGGUAUUGAGAACAAGAGGAGAGUUUAUGACAGAACAGCAAGCAAAGAGACAAGAAAUUGGACUGGAAACCUGCAGGAGCCUACGAUAGUUCAAAGGACUUUGGAGAGGACUUCAUCUCUCCCACAGACUCAAAAGAAACUCUCCCUUUUCCCAUCCUUGCCUGGACCCUAGAACCCUCUCCGACUGUCAACUCUUUUUCCUGUGUCAAGCUGAGCCCAAGGUUGGCCCUUUUGGGCACUGUGCUGACCCAUUUGGCCUAUGGGUUGAGGCGUUUGGGCCAGUCUCUUUCUCCUUCGAAAAUACUUGCGGAUUGGUGUCGUAUCAUCUGCUGUCAGGUUCAAUCAAAUUCCUAAUCUGAAAGAAACCUAGAAUACAGGGCCUCGUGUAAGAAUCGAGUUUAGCCUGUCUCUACUCUCCCUUACUUCAUGUGGAGGUGGUUUGCUGCAGUCAAUAAAAAUAACUUAGGAUAUUACCUCCCUUUCCCACAGAGAGGGCCUCUUUCACUCCAUUCCUCGCGCUUUCAUCCUACAUUUGUCUAUGAUAGCACCAUCUCUCAGUGGCAGUCCUAGAGACUCCUGUGGAUCUAUUUAUAGAUUUUGAUAUGGUAGUAGGUCAAUUGAGCCAGCUCAAAUUUGCUCAUGAUGGAGUAGUUUGGAUCAGUCCUCUCCAUUACCUUUUAAAAAUGAGUCAAAACAAAAUCUCUAUGGUUCCUCAUUCUCUGUAUCCACCCAAGUUCUGGGUGUUUCCUCUUUGACUAUUUUUAUUUUAGUUCCAUAUUGUUCUAGUUGUUAAUUGGUAGAUCUAUAGGAAUUGCUUCUCUUAAACACAUGUUGUCAGUCUUUAAAGUUACAAGAUGACUAAGAAGCUGCUGUUUUUUCUUGUAAAACAUGACAGUGGAUUCCAUUAAGUGGGUGCGGUGUGAUAGUAUUGUUAUAGGGUGUUUUCAAGUUAAUGAAGAUGAUGAAGAGAUUGAUUACACCGUCCAAGUGGUUACUACUACAGAUCCUGGAUUUGGUGAGGUUAGUCAUAGUGCUACUUGUAGAGAGGCUUUCAUGUUUCUCUUUUAUUUUUUAUGCUUGGCAAUAUGUCACCUGCCGUUCUAUUAUUGAAAGGGGCUGAGUUAGCCAAUUAUAUUGCUUUUAUGGGUGAUUUUAUAUGUUGAGUGUCAUCAUUUGUUCGUUUAUUGAAUAUGGUAGGAAACAUCUUAGCCAAGCAAUAGGAAAAUAAUGCGUUGGAAUGCACAUUAGGCAAUUUUGAUUAUUUUACUUUUGAUGUUUCUGUUCCUCAGAUGUUUGCUCCAUCUCAUCAUACUUAGACAUGUUUGUAACUUCGCAGAAUGCCAUUAUCAUAAUAAGAAAAGCAUACUGUAGGAAACAAUAUUCAAAAUUCCAGAUUCAGUAUACAAAUGACUUUUGGCGAAUCAAAGGUGGGGAAAUAAAAAAAUCUCAGGAUAUCAUCAUUUGUGACCCAAGUUAGAGAGCAUCUUUAAUCCUUUUGGCCCAAGAACCCCUUAAAGGAAUGUGAAACAUGUAUUUGGAAUUGAAAUUUCUUGGCCAAAGUACCAUGGCCACAUAUGGUCGAGUUUUGCAUAGCAAUAAAAUUCCCAAAUUUUAAAUUAAAUGUAUAAAGGCCUAGUAUCCAUAAGAAAUUUUCAACAUGUAUAACCAAAAAAAUCAUUAAAUUGUAAAUAUCCAGAAUUGAUGAAUUACUAAUACUAAAAAAUUGAAAAAUUCAAGGAACCAUUUGAACCUCAUGAAAUUUACAAAGGUGGCCUUUGAUACAAUCCCCUCCUCUCCUCUUGGGCAAAGAAGGGAAAAUGAACAAUGUAUUCAAGAAAAACAAAGAAAACAAUGAUCAUAUGAGAAUUAGUUCGAGAGAAUUCCCCACUCUCCUUCCUCUUGUGCCACUUCUACCAUGAUACCCCCUUUUAUUCAUUGGGGAGGGUAUUUAUAUUAUUCAGUCCUUUCCUAUCCUAUUAUUUAUUAUAGAAGCUUCUAGACUACUCUUUUACGACGAACAUGUUAUUAGGGGUACCAUAUCAGUACUCCCCCCAUUCAAAUCCACCUUGUCCUUGAGGUGGAAGUUAAGAAAUCUAUGUAUUAUCUCUGAAGCUGCUUUUCAUGUUGCUUCAAAUUCUGAAAGACCUACCCAUUUGAUGAGGACCUCGAGUCUUGUUGUUGUAGGCCAAAUCUCUUGAUGUGACUCUAGUACAAGUCUCCAUUCAAGCUCCUAUGUUAAAUUUGGAGGAAGGGGUUGUACACAAUCCUGAAGUCCUACCAUCCUAUGUAGUUAUAAUACAUGAAACACAGGGUGAAUAGAAGAGUGGACUGAAAGGUCCAAUCGAUAGGCUAGGGAUUUCAUCUUGAAUGGGCGGAAAUGAAGGUAGACAAAGUCCCCUUCCAUAAAUUGAACAUCUCAUCUCCCUCUAUCAGCCUUCUGUUUCAUAAUAGUUUGGGCACGCUUCAAUUGGUCUUUGAUGAUAGUGAGCAUCUGAUCUCUGUCAUGUAGUUACUGAUCUAUUGUAGAAAGGGGUGAGGGCGGAAUGCAUAUUUGAUGAUGGUGGGAGGAUCUCGUCCAUAAACCACAUUGAAUGGGGUUGUUUUGAGAGACGAAUGGUAAGUAGUGUUGUAGCAAUACUCAGCCCAAUGGAAUCAUUCACUCCAUAAAUUGGGUUUAUCGGAUGCAAAACAUCUUAAGCAAGUUCCUAAGUACCUAUUGAUAACUCUGAUUGCCCCAUCGGUUUGAGGGUGGUAUGCGGUAUUCAUCUUUAAUUCGACACCCUGCAAUUUGAAUAGUUCCUUCCAAAAAUUGCUGGUAAAAAUAUUGUCACGACCUGACGUAUUUGAUCUUGGAAUCCCAUGAAGUCGUGCCACUUGGAAAAGAUGAGUGCGAUCUCAAGAGCUGAAAGCAGAUGUUUUAGUGGAAUAAAGUGACUAUAUUCGGUCAAUAUGUCCAUGACAACCAGUAUGGAAUUGAACCUCUUAGAUUGAGGCAAUCCUUCCAAGAAAUCUAUACUUAAGUCCUCCCAAAUGUGUGCAGGCAUUAGUAAUGAUUGUAGCAAACCUACAGGAACAAGUGAAUAUAUCUUUUAUUUUUGACAUGUUGCACACUCAUCAAUAUAUCUCUUAAUGGACUUUUUCAUGUCUGACCAGAAAAGAUUUUCUGAUGCUGUUUGAUAAGUUUGAAGAAAUCCAGCAUGUCCACCACAUGGGCUACCAUGAAACUCUCUUACAAGAAUUGAAAUAAAAAUAAAUUGAGCUGAGGUUACCAGUUGUUGUUUAUGCAGUAAUAUUUCAUGCUAUAAUGAGAAGUUAGGAUGUGCUUGAGAAUUUUUAGAGAGAUCAGAAACAAUUGAGAAUAACCUUGAAUCUUGAGAUAUUUCAUCUUUGAUCUUAGUAAGAUCUAUCAAUUGAAAAUGUGACAUACAUUUUUUGUAGUUAUGUUGCAGUAGGUAAGCGAGAUAAAGUAUCUGCCACUUUAUUAUAUUUUCCUAUUUUAAAUCUAAUUUCGAAAUCUAGACCCAUUAAUUUGAUCAACCACAUGUGAUAAAGAUCCAGCACGAGCUUCUGUUCAAAUAAAAACUUGAAAGGCUUCUGAUCUGUGCAUAUUAUAAACCUUUGAUGUAACAGGUAAUGGUGUCACUUUUGGACAGCCCUUACUGUGGCGAACAAUUCUCGUUCAUAGGUUGAUUUAGUUUGUAACUUUUUUGAUAAAUUUUAACUGAAAUAAGCUAUAUGUCGACCUUACAUUAAUACAGCUUUAAUGUCAUAAUUCGAAGCAUCUAUUUCAAUGAUGAAUGUUUUAAAAAAAUCGUGUAAGGAUAAUACUGGAGCUGUAGACAUUGCCUUGCAAAGUUGAUCAAAAGCACUUUGGACGUCUUGAUUCCAACAAAAUGAUUCUUUCUUUGACAGUUUAAUCAUGGGUGCUACAAUUAAAUCAUAUACUGCCACAAAACGGGAAUAGUAAUUAGUAAGUCCUAGGAAUGAUCCAUUGUCCAUUCUUUGGAAUUGGCCAACUUAUCAUAGGCGAAAUUUUUCAUUGAUCCAUUGUCACCCCUUCGUCAAAAUCUAGUGCCCUAAGAUAUUUCAAUUUAUGUUGACCGAUUUUACACUUCUUUGUGUUCACAUGUAAGUGGUUUUCAAAUAGUACUUAGAAUACUUGUAAGAAGAGUUGCUCAUGUUAAUCUUGGUCUCUAUUAUAGACUAAAAUAUCAUCAAAAAAUACAAGAACAAAUCAACGAAUAUAAGGUCGAAAAUUUUGGUUCAUUAAUGACUAGAAAGUAGCAUCAGCAUUCAUUAAACCAGAUGACAUUACCACAAAUUCGUAAUGGUCCUCAUGGGUUUAAAAUAUUAUUUUAGGAAUGCCAUCUUUCAUCAUUCUAAUUUGGUAAUAUCUAGAUUUUAAAUCCAAUUUUGAAAAUACUAUUAUAUCAUAUAGCUCAUCCAAUAACUCAUCUACCAUAAGUAUAGGAUAACAGGUGGGCAUAAUCAUUUUGUUUAAGGCAUAAUAAUUCACACAAAAUCGUCAUCCCCUAUCUUUUUUUUUUACUAAAAUUGUUAGACUAGUGUAAGGAUUUUAUGAUGGUUGAAUUAUACUUGUGUCACCAAGUUCGUAAAUGAUCUUCUCAAUUUCAUCCCUCUAAUAACGUGAAUAUCUAUAGGGUCUGAAAUUGACAGGUUUAGUUUUGGGGUAGGCAUGGAUCAAAGGAUCUUUCUCUCUUGUAGGAGGUAAUUCAGUUAGUGGAGAAAAUACCUGAGAAAAUUGGCUUCGAAGCAUACCUUCCAAUUUGGUGGUGAAGACUGUUUUUAUAUGUUCUUGAGAAGCCGUUGGAACUUGAUGUAGUUUCAGCAAUAAUGAUUUAUUCUUCUUGGUUAAUUUUUCCAUAGUAUUCAAGGAAAAAGUAGUUUUUAACAGACUUAUGUCUCUUUUCAAGGUUUUUACCUUCCUAUCUGCCACAAAUUUCAUGAUUAAUAGCUGCCAAUGAACAUGCAUCCAUCCGAUUGUUCCCAACCACUGCAUACCCAAUAUGAGGUAUGUGCUACCUAGCUGCAAAGGUAAGAAAUCUUAUGUAAUUGUCAGUCCUUGUAAUUGUAAGGUAACAUCUUUACAAUUUUCCUACCCUUUAACUAAAUGUCUAUUUCCAUAAUAAUGUCAUAACUCAUGAAUUCGUUUAGAAUUAAUCUUUCUUUUAUUAGACUCACACGUAUGAAAUUAUGUGUGGCCCCACAGCCUGUCGUAAUAGUAACAUCAUGACCAUGUAGGGUCCCUUUUGGCUUCAUUGAUCUUGGUUGUGUAAGUCCAACCACGGAAUUCAAUGAUACAUGGGCAGUAAACAAUGUUCCUUCCUCAUUACACGAGUCCUCCAUAUCAGCCCAAUCAGCUUCUAGUUUUUAUUGAGUCAGUUUAUCAUCAGAUUGAAUAAUUAAAUGUGGAAAAGCUUCUUACAACGAUGACUAAAUUCAUAUUUGUCAUCACAAUGGAAGCAUAAAUCAUUGAUCUUGCAUUCAUGAACUUCAACAUCUUUUAAUUGAAUAUGUCAGCUCUGUCUGCCCUACAAGGGAUUGCUGUCCACCCCUAUUUUUUUUUUGUUUCAUAUUGAAUUGUUGAAUUGUUAGGAUAAUCAGGCCUUCUCUCAUUGCUUCGUACAUGAUUUCCUCGUGAGGGAAAUCUUAUUGUUCUUGGUGUGCCCUACAUGAUAUGUCACACUUCACAGUGUGCAAGUACUCUUCAGCCUCCAUAAUUUCUAAUAAUCUCACUGGUUUCGUUCUAGAAAACUCAGAUUGAAUUUCUACCUUCAGAUCUUUCAGAUAUGUAUGUUCCAUGACUUCCUCUGAAAUCUUAGAAAGAAAGGUAGAGAAGCGUUCAAAUUCUUGUCUAUAAUCAGAUACAGAUCUUUCUUGGUUAAUAUCAAGAAAUCGUUAAUACAUAUUUCCUAUUUUAGAAGUUUUAAAACACCUCUCAAGUUGGAUGUGAAAAUCUUGUCAAUUCUUGAAUAGAUAUUGAUCUUCCGUCUAAAUGUACCAUUCUAAUGCAAUAUCAUCCAUGUGUAAGCUGGUUAACCUCCAUUCAUUCUUCUUAUUGAAUUUUGUUGAUUCAAAAAUAUCACUCUGCACAUUGGAGCCAUCCUUCAGGAUUGUCUCCUUUGAAUAUUUCAAGAUCUCCUUUCCUUGUAGGCUUCCAUCUGGAAUUUAAUUUAGAGUUGGCAAGAAGGUUGGUAACUCUGGUUGUGGAUUGGUUCUCUCUUGUUGCUCAUUUUAUCGAGAAUUAAUGACUGAUUGAGAUGUCAUACUUGUCGUUGGAUCCUUCUUUUCUAAUGCUAACAGCUUUUCACUGACAGAGGUUCUUGAAUUCUUCAAAUUUCUCAUCCAUCCAUUGAAGGAAUUUUUGUAGCAGAUCCAUCGUACAUCAUUGUUCUUCUUUGAUUUGUUCUGCAUUGGUCUCUAAUGCCUCCAGACGGUUUUCUGCAAUUCUUGGUCCCAUGAUUUCAAAACCUUGCUCUAAUACUGGUUGAUACGAUCCUCUCCUCUCAGACAAAGAAGGGAAAACGAACAACGUAUUCAAGAAAAACAGAGAAAACAAUGAAUAGAUAGGAAUCAGUUCGAGAGUAUACCCCACUUUCCCUUCCUCUUGUGUCACUUCUACCACAUUACCCCCUCUUACUCACAGGGGAGGGUAUUUAUAUUGUUCAUCCCUUUCUUAUCCCAGUGUUUAUUAUAGAAGCUUCUAGACUGUUAUCUUACAGCAAACAUAUAUCUUUAGGGGUACUGUAUCAGCCUUCUAUCAAAAUCCUAAGAUGCCUCAUUGUACUGCUGUGGAACAAAGGACAGCAAUAAAUGUCCAAAAUAACAUUCAAAUUCAACUAUGUAGCUCAAUUAAAAAAAUAUCACGGCAACGUCAUCAAACCAUUUUAUUUUUCCUACGUUUGAGAUGAUGGGAAACUUUACCUUUCAACAAGGAACAAAUGCUAAUUCAAAAACAUGUUCAUGUGCACAGUCUGUCGUUGUGCACUCAUUUUAACUAGAUAUUAGUUCCUGAAGUAGUUCAAAUAUUUUAAAUGUUGGACAGAGAGGCAGCAUUUUGUGUAUAUUUAUGCCUUUAAUGCAAAGGAUUAUGUAAAUUUCUAUGUCUGCAUUUGCUUAUGUUCCACAAUAAACCCUGAUAUCCAAACAUAAGGAAAGUGUUGCCAUUUAUAAAUCGUGACAUAAAAGGAUAGAUAGUCUUUGGACUUUGGGAGAGGAUGACAAUUAAAGUUGAAAUGACAGAAGGAAAUUUCUCAAAUUAUCUGACCCAUGGCUAAGUUCAUCUGCAAUAGUCAGUCAGAGCAAGGUUCUGUGUAUGUAAGGAACUUAAAAAGUAUUAUUAGUGUGAUAUUUUAUGUAGGGAACUGUAAAAGGUAUACUCGUUAAAUUUAUAUCUAUUUUUUCUGGAGUGGUCUCGAGAAAAAAAGUCUAUAAAACAGUUCUAUUGGAGUGUGGCGCAAUUCUAAUGCCAUUGCAGGCAUUAAAUUUCUUUCAGAGAAUUCUGUGUAUGUUCCUUUAAUUUGUUUUCUUUUUGUUUCCUUGUUGAAUUUCAAAUGAUCAGUUUUUCUCAUUCACAUCUUUUUUGUAGGCUUCCUCCAAGGCGGUGGUUGUUUCUUUCAGUGAUUUAUUUCAUGGUAUUGUCGAUGACAUAGUACCUUCUGGCAGUGGACCCCACUUAUUUGUGAACUAUUUAAAAAACUGGUAUUGUUACAUCAAAGCUGAUAGUUGUCUAUCUUCCCAUUUUUCUCUGAUAUGCUAAAGUUUCUUUGUUAAUCUUCCCCUCACUACAAGAGGUGGAGCCACUGUUUAUUCUUGCUCUUUGCUAGUGUUUAAUUCCCAGGUUAUGGUUGCAACUGUUGUCUAAGGAUUCAGGAGUCUCAUGUUUUCUGUUGUCUUCCAAACAAUUCUGUCAGUAUUAGCAAUUUAUGCAGAUAAGAACUUUUAUGGAAAAUUUCUAAGUGGACUGUUAUCAUGUUGGCAGCUAGUCAAAUUUUGCUUAAAAUUUAUCGUUCACUAGAUUGCUGCUAACCCUGGUCUAUUGUUAUGCGUAUGUAUUCACAUGUGGCAUUUUCUGAGAUACUCCAAAUAUAGGUGAGUCAGAUGGUAUUUCUCAAUCAGGUUCGCAUGUUUCUGUUUUCUUUGCCAUGUCUUCGAUUUUCCCUUAUUCACGGACGGUCUGAACUUUGCACUUGACAAUGUACAUGUUUACCUUUUUGGAUCGACUUUGGAAUACGCCAGAUUCGAACCUGGAGCCAACGAUGAUAUGUAGUCCUUUUUUGUGCACAAAAUUCUUUUAAAACUUUGUGGUACCUGACACCUUCAAAAAGAAUCUGCAUCAAGAUGUAUUGAUUCGAAAACCUGUUUUAACUGUUUGAAUUGGUGAUAAAAUCGUCUUGAGCUUCAAGGCCAUUCUUUUGGCAUUGUCUUCCCGUUGUAUCAGGUUCAUGUUGAACCAAACAACAGGAACAUGUUCUAUUUAGUUAAAUAUUUUUCGCUGUGCACUUUAUGUAGCCAAUUGAAUAUUUUUUUACCAUUUUAUGUCGCCAGGGACCUGGCUCUUGUUGCGAACAGGAAGAAUACAGAUGAACACGUUGUGCUCUUGGCAUGGUCCGGAGAGGAUGGAAAAGGACCCAUUGGCCUUGAAUUUGAACAAGAAAAAUUUAUUCCUCGGAUUGAACUUCAAGGUAUAGCUAUUUUUGAACGUUUCAUUAGAUUUGGCUCAUCCUGAUGGUGAAUUCAAAUAGUAUCGCUUCGAUACUCUGGUUUUCCUCCAUAGAGCGAGGACUGGAUCUCUUGAUGUUGUUUCCUCUUGUAGGCUUUAUAUAUGUUUCCAUUAAAGAAGAUUUUUCUUUGGAACUAGGAAUCUUUCUAGUUUACAUUUCCAUAACGCGGCGAUAAGUAUUUGAAGGAUGCACCUCCAAUUAUGGGAAGCAUCUUGUUUAUUUACCAGAAAUUUGCCUCCUAUAUACGUUGCUUCGGUUUCAUGAAGUAAGAUAGAGUAUCCAUGAUGGGCUGGGAAACUGGACGGAGAUCAGGUCAGGUUAAUUCUCAAUAGGUUCAAGUUUAGAGCUUGCUGGACCUGUCAAAAACUUUUAUGGCCCUUCCUGCACUCAAUAGGAUUAGGUGAAGCUGUAUCAUCUCACCAAAACUGGUUCGGUUCCCAUUACUAUCCGCAAAUAAAGAGUAUACUGAUUCCUUAAAUCUUUUUAACCCUUUUUCUCUGCAAAUUUUGUCUGCAGACUUAACCUUAUUAUCUGAAGGGUGGUGGCCCAUACUUCAGAUAAUAAGGUUGUAUGCUAAGCACCUGGUGCUUAAGCAUUUUAAUUUUAAUUUUUAAUUUUAAGUGAACACUUCAGAUAAUUAUAAUUAUAAUGAUAAUUAUAAUUUUAUUAUCUCUGGCUGCAUGCUUAGGCAACUGGUGCUUUAUAUCUUGAUGUUGCAGAACAAAGUAUCUUACCAGUGUUUGACGCUGUAUAUCAUUGCCGUUGGGAUUAGUCCCCUUACAUUGUAUCCUUCUCUCCUGUUGUUGUUUAGCCGACAAUCAUGAGGUAGGUGUGGUUAACAAUUUGUUUCAGACAGAAUAUUACAUGUUAACAAGGCUUCCCUUUGUGUUCACUGUUUUUUUAAAAAUGUUAGAACUUUGUGGUAAUAUAUAGUUAAUUUUCCUAAUGGGCAAUCAUGCUGAUGUCUGAUCACAAAACUUUUCCCUGUAGUUUUGUAAGCGCAUCAAUGAUUUUAUACUUCUCUCAGUAUUUAAAUAAUCGGGAUUAAUCAGGUAUGAUUGGCGAACUCGAAUACACCUUGAAAUGAAAAAUGUGGAUUGUUUUCACUUCUAUUGUAUGAAGGAUUCAACGUUGACAUUGUGUUUUACAGUUUUUUCUUAAUAUUGGUUCUCUACUAAUAUUUUUAUGGUCUAAUGAGGAUAUCUCCUUUCAGAAAGCCGUGAUGAGAAUCUUCUAUUGGGAUUUGAUAUUGACAGAGUAUCUAUACACGAGAAGCUUGAGCUCAUAAUAGAUUCGGAAGUCAAGGUUCUCUCUCCUCAUUGUGUCCUGUUGUGCCUUUCUUGUGAGGGGAAGAUCAUUAUGUUUCAUGUUGCUAGGUAAACAUACGCCUUAAUGAUGUAUGUUAAUUAUAUCACUUUUUAUCAGUAAAGUCUGAAGUGCCACUGUGAUCCUAAAUCUCCUGGAAAUCCUGGAAUAUGAUUACUGGCACCUUUGAAAUUUCUAUUUGGUGUUAUUUGUAGGGUUUCGGAGCCUGCUUGUUCCCAAGAAAUUUUAAAGGCCCCUUCCAAAGAUGAUUUUUCUUCUGUUGUGCCUUUAUCGGCCGAGUCAACUUCAUCCACUAUUGGAUUCAAGGAUGAGCAAGGUGUGCCUAUAGAUGCUAAACUGAAGGAAAGCAGUUCUAAUGUACCAGCCAUAAAUAUUGGUAACUGUUCUACGACCUCUUGUUAACAUGCAAUAGUACUUUGAACUUUGCUUUACUGUCCUUGGGACAGAUUUACUUUUUCAUUGUGGUGGAUAUUCUGGAUAGUAAUCAAUCACAAUAUUACCAUCAUGAAUAUUUUUUUGAGACUGUUGCUAUCAGCUCUCGCAGGUCAGGCGUCGGGAACCUUUGGUUCUGUACGUUCUUCCACAGUGCUGGGGCAGGCCAAUAUUUCUCCAGCCAGGAAUGAAAAGACUGAACAAAUUGCGCGGUUUUCUGCUGAAUCAUCUCUUAAACAAGGAAUUAACUCAACAGGAAUGAAGUCUGGGACUUAUGUGUCUCUCUUAGGCAGCCAAAGAAGUGAAGCAUCCAGUACCAUGGAAUCAAGCACAGUUUUUUCUAAGAACAAAGGUGGUCCAACAUCUGUUAUCCCAGAUAACCUCCCUAUUACUCCUUUGGGAGUAGAGUCCGUCGGAAAAUCCAGUGUUUCUGAUGGAACUAUGUUGAAAUCUUCCUUAUAUUCAUAUGAAUCUACGCUGGGUGAUUCCCAAGGAGCUGUCGGAUCCCAGAGAAAGACUAUCAGCCAGGGUUUUUCAAGCGUAAUUCAACCAAGUGUUAAGCUCCCCCAGGAAUCUGGUGGUUUCACGUCAUUUUUGGAUAGUACAAGAGCUCCCUUAAGAUCAGGAUAUAUUGAACCUGUUCCUGCCUUGGGGAUCCCUUCAACUUCGUCAAAGGAGAAUAUUACUCAUGGAAAGUUCCUCAUCUCGAACACGCAGGAUGCAGGAGGUGGUCAUAAAGCUUACAGGUUUCCUGGAAUGCAAGAGUCUGAGACGAAGUUAAUAAAGCAAUUUUACAGUGUAUGAUUGUCUUGGCCACUAUGCACCUUUACUGUUUAAAUAAUUUUCAGUUGUAAUAUUAUUUCACUCUUUUUCCAGAUUUUGUAUUUGAGAGGAAUAAUUAAGCAAUAAUUCAUUGGAACACUGUUUCUUUUUCUUUUUCAUGCACACCACUUUUUUGGAUUGUUUACUGGUAUGAUUUUUGGCAUAUUUCAAUAAAUGUCAUGGUCAUUGACUCAAUUUUAUUACAGUACAUUCCAUGUAGGUGGUCAAAAAUUUCUGUGUACGACUGGAUACAACUGCAUACAACCUCCCUAUUACAUUGCAUCUUUUGGUGAUGCCCCAUUCUUUCCCUCUAAUACUGGAUUGGAAGAGAACAGUCUGUGUCAGUCUUAUAGAUAAAAUCCUUCAUGACCUGUGUUGCUUUCUCAUUGUCUUUUAAGCAUUGCUGAUGCAAUAAUAGGAUGAGUGUUCCAUGUAUAGAUUUGCUGCACUAGAGCAGUAUAACCAUGUCUUGAGAAACCAUUAUCAGGGCGGUGUAUCAUUUCUCCGGCUAAAAAUUGGGUGUGCCGGUGCAUCAUCUCUUAUGGAUAUUUCCAAAAGAGCCAAAGACUCUGGACUCUAGUUUAGUUUGGAUUUACCGGAUGAUGCUUAUUUGCUCCCUUCCUCAUCAGGAUCAUUAUUCAUCAUGAGAAUGUUUAUGCCAUGCCUAUACUUCGCUCUUGCUGUAAGUUUUUUCAUUCACUGUUUCACUCGUAUUUGUGUUCAGGUGGAUGAUAUGACAAAAGAACUUGACGAACUACUAGCGGGCAUAGAACAAGAGGGCGGUCUCAGGGAUGCGUGUACUGUCAUCCAGAGAAGUUCGGUGCUGUCUUUGGAGGAAGGCGUAAAUAAACUAUCAGAGAAACUCAGGAUGUGCAAGGUGAUGAGUGCCUUCCCCACCCACACAUCACUUGUGAAAGAGAAUACCUUUUUUAUCAUUUCUGUCGCUUAGAAAGGUUAAUGCGACUGUGUUGCAUUCUUGUUUAUUGGUAUAACAAUUAAUUGCUUAUCAGGCACUGAGUUUAGUGCAUGAUUGUUUAUAGUAGAUAGCUUGUCCCACAUGUCAUCACAAAGGAAAAAAAUUGUUGAGCUUGGUUUAGCAUUCCUGAAACUAAGGCCUCACCAUUGACACAUUGACGUGGCAGAAAAAAUCCAGUAGACUCCGCAGUUAUGAUUCAAAUAAAAUACUAAAAUAUAUAUCUCCUGAUUUGAGGUUGGAAGAUGCAUCACCUGCUGUCUCAGGGCAUUAAAGUCACCUCACAAAAUUGAAGUUCCUCUGGAAUAUAAUAAAGUAUUGUGGCUUACUUUUUAACUAAAUUCCCCUUAGCCAUGUUUUAUCGUACCACAAUCCUCGAGCUCCUCCCAUCUGCACCUUCCCUUAGAAGCCUGCCAUUUCUCCCUUUUGUUUUCGUGAGUUGUCAGACAUCAAUUCUAGAGGUUCUGUCUAUUUGGUGCAUAGACAUGAGAAUUUUCCAAGUUUGAAACAGACUUGUCGCAUCUCAAUUGACUCAGUUUGGCUACUCUUCAUUCCUAGAUGUUCACUUUCAUUGGUGUGGACUGUUGUUACCAAAAUGUUCCAGGAAUUAUACGUAUGCAACCUUUUUAAAUGUAAGCUUAUUAGGCUGAGUGGGUUUCUUGUGAAACUUCUUUCCAUUGAUGUGCAACAGGUUAUUUUCUUUGUAAUAAUGUUGUUUCCCUCUCUUUUCACUUUACUUAUGCAUCUCUACUUUUGAGCUGAUAAGAUUUUUUGAUGUUUGACUCAGGUCAAAGUAGAGGAACAGCUGAAAGAGAUCCAACAACUUCAGGACAAAAGGAUGCAAGGUUUGUUGUUUGCACUUUAAGCCUGGCUCAUGAACGCAACCCAAGCAUAAGUUUUCUUGUUUUUCAUUCGCUUUUUUUUUGUUUAAGAGUGUUUUCUUACGUUAUAUAUGGAGAAGACAAAAAAAAUAUGAAAGACACCAAUCUCUCAACCUUAUUCCUUUUUAUCCUUUUUUUUCCAUUACUUUCUCCGAAAAUGUUUUAUUUUUAUUUUUAGGUACUAAUUGAACCAAUAUAGCUCUCUAAGGUGGACUUGACCAGAUAGGACUCUGGAUUCAACUCUAUAAGCACGAAAACUGAGCUAGAUCAAAUCGAAUUGAUUCCUUUAAUUUGCUAAAAAAGAGGAUAUAUUCUUAUGCACUUUUAAUCAAAAAGCGAUAAAUUAGACUUUGGUGUAGAUUUCCUAUACGCGUGGACCACAUAUCCAUCCAUUCCUCUUCUCUUUCCCGUUUGUGCAGUGGAGCCAGUGGGCUGGUGGGAUGGGAGGGGACUGACAGUGUCACUAUCCGUAAGGCUUGAGGUUACUCCAGUCGGCUCUGGUCAAUUUGGGAACGAACCCUAGUCUUGAGACAUGUGUAAUUGAUUCUUAAUAGAGAUUUCUCUACUAGUAGAAGCCACAUAUCAAACAUCAGAACCAUUAGACAAAUUUUCUCAUGAAUUCUUGCUCACUGCAACUCAGUCCUACUCACUCAAGUCGGAUUGUUUUUUCAAGAUUUCCAUCUCCAAUGUAUGCUAGGUUAAGGUGAGUUGCGAGUGGUAAUGUCAGAGUUUGUUAACAGAAACUAAUUAUUUAAAGUGCGUUUUAUCUGUGGACCUGUCGGAGUUAGCCCAAAUUGGUCUGUCUGCUUGAAUUCGUGCCAUUACAGUAUGUUUUAACUCUGUUUUUCACUUUCUAAGUUUUAAGAACACCCAUUUCAAAGACAACCUGAGAUGAGUAUGUUUCCAUUUAGCAUCAUUGAUCCACGGAUUGUACUAUUUAUUUCUGGUCCCUGACUGUGUUAAUGCACACUAGUUUUCUCGUUAUAUCUACUUUCUUUGUGUUGUUAUGACUUUCGGAGCUGCAGAAUCUUUACACUAAUCCUCCGUGUUAUAUGCCAUAAUGCCAAGCUAGUCAUUAGCAGUUUUGUCAAAAAAACUUCUUGACUCAAUUAUGGUAAAGAUGAGCCUGUGUUGUUGCACGUGGUAUUCCAUGCAUUUGGAUAUAGUGAUUUGCCAUUAGUAUCGUAAUUUUAUUGCUCACAUCAGUUGAUUUUUUUUUUCAAGUUACACGAUUUCAUUGUCAGUCGUACAAAUUAACUGCGGUCAUUUGGCAGUGUUGGCAGCUUUUACUAAAAAAUGAGGGCAGAAUGCGAAAGUGGAUAUGUUAAAAGCGAACUUUUUCUGAGGCUUUUAAAUGAAUUUAUUCUGUUCAUGUGCCACAUUUUUUUAAUAUGGUUGUGAUGUGAAAUCACUUACUAUAGCUAGUACGAAACUGAUGGUAUCUUGGAUGGUACAUUUUUAAAUCUGAACUUCAUAAACGAAACUUUGAUGCUGUCACUGAUAUCUGCCUGAUUGUUUUUUUUUCGUAGGAAUCACAAUUAGCGCCUGAACUAUCUUUUUUUUGUUAUUUUGAUUCAGUAUCUGCUAGGCAAAUUUAUAUGGAAGGAUUAGUUAAGCAAGCUUCUAAUGGUCAGUAUUGGGACCUAUGGAACUGUCAGAAGUUGGGUCCUGAAUAUGAAGUGAAGCAGCAGCGGAUUUCCAAGCUGAAUCAUGUAAAUUUAGAAUGAGCUCCUUUUUUUAGUUUUGCAGUAUAAUGUUGAUCAUUUUUACCUCUUGCAGGCUUUGGUUAAUGAACUUGUGGAACUAGAAAGACAUUUCAAUGCUCUUGAACUUAGGAAACAUGGUGAAAGCGGUACAUCUAUUAAUGGUCGGAGAGCAUUACGAGAUACUUUGGGUUCCCCAAGGUAUUAAGCUCAUUUUCCUUGGUCACUAGAUCUACAUGAAUAUAUGCAGCGGAUGCUGUCAUGCCAGUGAUUGGGUCACUAAGAUUUGAAUAUGUACAUUUCUUUACCUAUGCUUAUACAGACUUGGAAGGAUUAUAAUUUCUUUCACGGAAGAGUAUUAUGUUUUAGUGACUAAAUGUCGUGUUGUUAUCAAGACCAUUCUAAGAUAUCUAAAAAUAAUAUGUCAGAUUUAUAGCAUAAGCUUUAUAAUUGAUCUAUUGGCAAAUGAACUAUGAAACGACUCAAUUUGCAAUUAAGCCCAUUCUAAGGAGGUUUUCUAUCAAUAUCAUCCCAAAAAAAUCAUCAAGGCCUUUUCAAUUGCAUUAUUGUUCAAUUGGUCUUUAGAGAACGAUAGAGUUCAUUAUUAUAAAAAAGUGAAGACAGUUCCAAAAAGCCUCACUUUUUUUAGCAAACUAUGAUGAGAUGCCGUUGGAGAUCCCCCAUCACUUGUUCGCUCCUGUCUAUCCCUUUACACUUUUUGACAUUUCCACUUGUGUUCAAAGAGUUUGUCCAUUGCUUGACACAGAAUAAUUUUCUCUUUUGAGAAAAAGCUGGAAUGGAAGACGGGUGCGACUUUUAUUCCUUGAUAUGGAGUUCAUUUUCGGGUCUUUUCCUCGUUGUUUCUCUAUAUUUAGUUGCUGGUAGGUUGUGAAAGAUGAUCGAGCUACCCGAAAUCUACUGUCGCCUUUAUGAGCAUAGGAAAAACAGACUCUGCUUCACUGUGGAUCAGAUAUUUCUGAUUUUGAAAGACAUUGCAGAAGGAAAAUCCGCUGCUUCUGUGGUACCGAAUGGCAGUACGAUUCAUGUUUGUUAUUGUCUUGGAUAUAACAAUAUUACAAUAAUUCAGAGAUGAUACCAAUAUCUAUGCUAGAGGAUAAUCUUUUCUUGUCAAUGGACUGCUUAACUCCUUCAUUGGUCCGAGCUCAUAUGUGAACUAUGUGGAAUGACUUGAUACUUCAUUGUCAUCCGCCUACUAACCUCUUCUAUUUGAUUUAGGGAGGGACACUGUCUGUAGGUAGAUUAUUUGUCUUAGUAGUGGUGGUAAGAUUUCUGAAUGAUAUUCUCAAUGACAAUCAAGGAAAAUCUUGAUGUGAAAAACUUUCAAUAUCGAUCAUCAUGUUUAUACUUCUCAUUUUUUUGUCACAAAGCAUGAAUGAUAGGAUAAGACGUGGUUUUUUCGAUUAUUUGCAAGAAUUUCUUCAGAUCUUUGAAAUGCUUGUACUAUUGACUUCCUCAAAUUUGACAAUGGAUAACCAUAUAAUGUCUUGCUCUCAUCCGAUCUCUAUCUUUCAAUUCUAUGACUGUUUUGCAGGCAAAAAAAUUCGUUGCAUAGUCUGCACAACACAUUAAACUCGCAAAUAGCUGCAGCAGAGCAGCUCUCUGACUGCCUUUCGAAACAAAUGGGUUUGUUGAAAAUAAGUUCACCUCCUGCAAAGCAGCAUUCUGUAAGAAAAGAGUUGCUUGAAUCAAUUGGCCUCGAAUAUGACUCCGACUCCUUCCAGUCUCCAACGCAGAAAAAGGCUGUUUAUUCCCCAGAGUCUUCCAAGAGGAUUUCUUUCCUACCAUUGUCAUCUAGGGCUGGUGAGAAAGUCAGGACCACAGUGGGGGCCCUAAAGGCCGUAGAACCAGAGAGUUCGAGGAGGAGGAGAGACUCAUUGGACAGGGUAAUAGUUUAUUGCACUAUUAAUAUGCAUGUUAUCAUAUCGUUGCUUGUCAUAAUUUUGUAUCAUGUCAUCGUUGUUUGUGGUUGACACUUCUGUCUGAAGCUAUAUCACAUCCAUUGUUAUGUCUCGGAUGAUGAAAGCCUAUUUUGAUAUCUUUUUGCGGGAACACGUUGAAAAUAAAUGUGGUUCGUGUAAAGAAAACUGUUUCUCUAAAGCAGAAGCUUAGAAUCAGCGUGAAGACCAUUCACAUAACUUGCUAAAGUGUUAAGAUGCAAUAGUGAUGACUUUAUGUACAGUUUCUGUCGGUAAUAGACAUUUCCAUUGAUAUCAACUGGCAAAUAACUUUUCCAAGAAAGAAAAAAAUGGCAUCAGCCCCCAAAGGCCAGGAAAACUGACCUUUAAGACUGAGAAUUAUUCUGAAAAUUUGCAUCUAGGAAGAACAUUAGUUUCAAUUAUGUGAACCACUUUGUUAUAUUUCGGUUUAGUUUUGAAAUAAGAACCCAAGUAUAAAGAAAAAUGGAGGAGAUUUGCUUUGUAACGUUGUGGUCCUUAUCUGGAGGUGGUUUAAUAGCAUAGAACAGGAGUAGUAAACAAGAACCCAUCUCUAUGCCUGCUCGAUACAAAAAAUAUGAGAGAUUUUUUGUGAGAUUUCGUUUCUUCUAUUUGAGAGAAUAAUACUUGAACUAUCUUAAGGUUUCUGUAACAUUCGUGUAGUUUAAGGCUUUUUAUUUUCUUUUGGGGAGUGACGACUUCAUCUUGUAGCAUCUGUUGAAACCGAAAUAAAGCAACGAAUCUAGAAAAAAAUCCUUUAGGGAGAAUUUGUUAUUGAAAAUAUUUUACAGCUUUGCCCCUCUGUGGAUAUUUCUAGCAAGAAUUAUUAUCUUGGCCUAUGUUUCUUGCAGAGUUGGAGUAGGUUCGAUCCUCCAAAAACCACUGUGAAGAGGAUGCAGCUAGAGGAACGCUUUAAGGUUGCCACUGAAAAGUUACGUAGCUCAGUUAAAGAGGAAUCUGGUCUUCAAGUCUCAGAGGGGACUUUCUCUCUACACCAGGGUCAGGUAACGCCGGAUCCUUCCUUGCAGUUGUCCAUGAACAGGUUCCAGUCUCGAGUGGACAACAUUAAGAAAGGUAGAUCACCUCUACAUCCCACAAUUUUUUAAUCAUAUUCAUUGGACCCUUAUUUUGUCAAAUGAAUGGCGUGGCCUAUUCAUGAUUACUCUGUUAUUUUUCUAUCUUUUUAGAAGAUGAUCAGAACAAGUCAUCCUGGCAAUUAUCUGAGCCUCAGUCUAGUUCUCAUUUCAAAUGGACAAAGGAUCUUUCUCAAGUCUCCCAAACCGGAGGAACCAGAUAUCCUGUUGCAUCUGAUGUGCAAACUGGUCUCCAGUCGACCCCAGUUGCACUGCCAUCAUCACUAUCGAAAGGUUUAGUGGAUAAGUUUGGCAAAGAAAUGUCACAAACAACUAAGCAACCUGUUUCUUCUAAAGUGGAAAUAGAGUCGCAAACUAGAGAGAAAGUUAGGGCAGAGAUUGGCAUGCCUGCUCCCACUUCUAUCCCCUCACAGAAUGCAUCACCAAUUAAAGCAUCCCAAUCAAGUGAGGCAUGGAUCGUGAAGAGCAGUGAGAAUGGUGCUAUGAGCAGUGGACCUUCCCCAAAGAUCAUGGGCAGAUCAGUCAUUCCUGACAGUUCAUUUCGUCUAUCGGAGAAGAGCCGUUUAUCUCUGUCAUCUAACAUGAGUGGAAACGUUUCCCAGGUGAAGACAGUGGGAACACCGUCUAGUACACCCUUUUCUGGUACAAUCUCGACGUCAAGUUCAGUUGUCUUACCUGUGCCAUCACCAACACCUCUGCCAUCUCCCCUUGUACCUGUGUCAACUUCAGCAUCUGCAUCUCCUGCUGUUUUUGGAGGAUCAUCUUCUGCCACUGCUUUCUCUCUGGGUCCCAGCCAGACUUCUUCGUCUUCAAUUUCUUCAGUUGCUCCUGUUGAGCCCCUUCGUUCUUCUUCGAAUUUAUCGUCUCCACCACAGAUCUCAAAGAUCACAGGACCAGCUUCAAUCCUCCCCAAGGAUGUAACUUCGCAGCUUCCACAAGCUCAGCUAGUGACUUCACAGGCUAUAUCUGCACUUGAUUUUAGGCCAGCUGAAGUUCUGUCCAAGCCUCAGCCCAGUGUUCCACAGUCUCUAGGCGAGGUUUCAACUGCCUUAAAAGCUGAUAGAAUAUCUAUGUUCACCCCUGCAGCCAGUCUGUCUUCAACCACUUCUCCUUUGUCUGAGAUCCCGGCCACCUCGUCCAGUUCUCAGACCAUACCAACCAAGGGUAAAGAUGCAGCAGAUAUUACAACUACAGAAGACGAUGAGAUGGAGGAGGAAGCUCCGGAUACAUUGCUCUCCCUGGGUGCAUUUGGUGGGUUUGCACUUGGGCAAACUUCUGUACCAAGUGCGGCUAAACCCAAUCCAUUUGGUGUCUCACUCAACACCAGUACAGCAACCCCCACAACUCCAGCGUUUUCCCUGGCAGCACCUGCCGGUGAGCUCUUCAGACCAGCAUCAUUCAGUCUCCCAACAUCUCAGCCAAUGCAAUCAAGUCAGCCAAUGACUUCUGGCGGAUUUUCCGGCGGUGGUUUGAGCGGGUUUGGCCGCCCGGCACAAAUUGGAGCCGGACAGCAGGCACUCGGCUCUGUUCUUGGUGCUUUUGGGCAAUCUCGUCAGCUAGGCCUCAGUGCCCAGGGAGCUGGUUUAGCUCCCUCUGGUGGCUUUGGGGGGACUGGCUUCUCAACUGCUGCAAUGAGUGGUGGUGGCGGGUUUGCCGCCGCAGCCACCCCUGGAGGUGGGUUUGCCGCUGCAGCCACCCCUGGAGGCGGGUUUGCCGCUGCAGCCACCCCUGGAGGCGGGUUUGCCGCUGCAGCCACCCCUGGAGGUGGCUUUGCCGCCGCAGCCACCACUGGAGGCGGGUUUUCUGCUGUGGCACCUAGUGCUGGCGGUUUUGCGGCCGCAGCUUCUGCUAGUGGUGGAUUUGGAGUCCCACCGGGAAGCGGGUUCGCAUCAGGUCUGCGCAUCAUUUUCUUUGAGAUGGGCACUUUCAAUUCACUCGUCUUUGGAAAGCAAUUGUAGCUCUGGCAUUGGCCGGCUACUGCUUGAUUCUAUCUACUCUUGUGGACUAUGACCGAUUGGCUUCCUCAAUCUGAUGCGGUGAAAUCGUCUCGCUUUCAGGUGGUUUUGGGUCAUUCGCCCCAAAGCAGAGUGCUGGUGGCGGCUUUUCCUCAUUUGGCGGUGCAUUAGCGACUGGCGGCAGUGGUGGCUUUUCCUCAUUUGGCGGUGCAUCAGCGGCUGGCGGCGAAAAGCCUCCGGCCUCUCUUUUAAUGCAGAUGAGGAAGUAA